AUGAAGUUUAUUCUGCCAGUGGGUUUUAUCGCUGCUGCCCUUGCAAUGGCUCCUGUCCGCUUUGACAGGGAGAAGGUGUUCCGUGUGAAGCCCCAGGAUGGAAAACAAGCGAGCGUCCUGAAGGGCCUGACCAAGGCCCAUGAGCUUGACUUGUGGUACCCAGAUGCUAUCCAUGAUGUGGCUGCUAACAUAACAGUGGAUUUCCGAGUUAGUGAAAAGGACUCUCAGGCCAUCCAGUCUACCUUGGACCAAAAUAAAAUGCAGUAUAAAAUCCUGAUACACGACGUACAAGAAGAAAUAGAGAAGCAGUUUGAUGUUAAAGAUGGAAUCCCAGGCAGGCACAGUUAUGCAAAAUACAACGACUGGGACAAGAUUGUAGCUUGGACUGAAAAAAUGGUAGAGAGAUAUCCUGAAAUGGUUUCUCGGAUUAAAAUUGGGUCGACUGCUGAAAAUAAUCCAUUAUAUGUUCUCAAGAUUGGGAAAAAAGAUGAUAAGAGAAAGGCUGUUUUUAUGGACUGUGGCAUUCAUGCACGAGAAUGGGUUUCCCCAGCAUUUUGCCAGUGGUUUGUAUACCAGGCAACCAAAAGUUAUGGAAGAAACAAAAUCAUGACCAAACUCUUGGACCGAAUGAAUUUUUACGUUCUACCUGUACUCAAUGUCGAUGGAUAUAUUUGGUCAUGGACUCAGGACCGCAUGUGGAGAAAAAACCGUUCCAAGAACCAGAAUUCCACCUGCAUUGGCACUGACCUCAACAGGAACUUUGAUGUCUCGUGGAACUCUAACCCCAGCACUGACAACCCGUGCUGGCAAACCUACAGGGGCCCUGCACCAGAGUCUGAGAAAGAGACCAAAGCCGUCACUGCCUUCAUUCGGAGCCAUCUGGACUCAAUCAGGGCUUACAUUACCUUCCAUUCCUACUCCCAGAUGCUAUUAUUUCCCUAUGGCUACACAACAAAACUGGCACCCAACCACAAAGACCUGGUCAAAGUUGCAAAAAUUGCCACUGAUGUUAUAUCAACUAGAUAUGAAACCCGUUACAUCUAUGGCCCAAUAGCAUCAACAAUUUACCCAACAUCAGGUUCUUCUCUGGACUGGGCUUACGACCUGGGCAUCAAACAUACGUUUGCCUUUGAGCUCCGUGACAAAGGCAGAUUUGGUUUUCUUCUUCCAGAAUCACAGAUAAAGCCAACGUGUAAAGAGACCAUGCUUGCCGUUAAAUUCAUUGCCCGGUACAUCCUCAAGCACACUUCCUAAUGAAUUGCCUUCGGUUUGGAAUAUGCCAGUUGACCCAGUGAUCCCUAGGUAGAUCUUCGCGCCACUUGAACACAUCCUUCUCUUGAACACAAAGUCCUCCAUUAACUGCUCUUUGUAUUUACUCCCAAUAGCACCUUA
This is a messenger RNA of Nannospalax galili (Upper Galilee mountains blind mole rat), 1392 nucleotides long. It is a transcript of the gene Cpa3, whose product is annotated as carboxypeptidase A3. Gene Ontology annotation, molecular function: metallocarboxypeptidase activity; zinc ion binding. The transcript has 11 exons. Gene Ontology annotation, biological process: proteolysis. Bases 1 to 1254 code for a protein of 417 amino acids. The record is from RefSeq and is a predicted model, not a curated record. Lineage: Eukaryota; Metazoa; Chordata; Mammalia; Rodentia; Spalacidae.